GCCCGUCGGAGCUGGAAAUGCAGGUGCUGGGAUCCGCGGUCGCUGCGGAGCAGGAGGCGGAGGCGGCCGAGGGGGCUCGAGCGAUGUGAACAGGCCUUCGCCGCUCUCCUCCUCCCUCCUCCUCUUCCUCCUCUCCCUCCUCUCCCGCCGCCCCUUAAAAAAAAUAACUUUUUUUUUUACUACAAAAAAAGAGGAAAAAAAAAAGUCGGCGCCCGGGCCGGGACCGCGGAGCCCCCCGCCCGCCGCCGCUCCCCCGCCUCGCCCCGGCGCUGGCUGGCCGGCCCCCGCCCGCCGCCCCCAUGCAUCCCUUCUACAGCCGGGCCGCCACCAUGAUCCGCGAGAUCGCCGCCGCCGUGGCCUUCAUCUCCAAGUUCCUCCGCACCAAGGGGCUCACGAGCGAGCGGCAGCUGCAGACCUUCAGCCAGAGCCUGCAGGAGCUGCUGGCAGAACAUUAUAAACAUCACUGGUUCCCAGAAAAACCCUGCAAGGGAUCAGGUUACCGUUGUAUUCGCAUCAACCAUAAAAUGGAUCCUCUGAUCGGACAGGCCGCACAGCGGAUUGGACUGAGCAGUCAGGAGCUGUUCCGGCUUCUUCCAAGCGAACUCACACUCUGGGUGGACCCUUACGAAGUGUCUUACCGUAUCGGAGAGGAUGGCUCGAUCUGUGUGUUGUACGAAGCCUCGCCAGCAGGAGGUAGCACUCAGAAUAGCAACAACAUGCAAAUGGUAGACAGCAGAAUCAGCUGUAAGGAGGAACUUCUCUUGGGCAGAACAAGCCCUUCCAAAAACUACAAUAUGAUGACUGUAUCAGGUUAAGAUAUAGUCUAUGGAUGGAUCAUCUUAUAAUGGAUGGAUAAAUUUGAUUUUUGCUUUGGGUGGGCUCCUCUUGGGGAUGGAUUAUGGAAUUUAAACCAUGUCACAGCUGUGAAGAUCUGGCACAAGAUAGAGUGGUAAAUUUUUUUAAGUGACAGUGCCAUAGUUUGGACAGUACCUUUCAGUGAUUUAAUAGCCUGUGAGUCCAAGUCAAUGAUCACUUUCUUUGCUAGGGAGUGAGGUCCUAAGGUGGUUUUGGUUUCUCCCAGACAUUUUACUUAAUUUCUACAUCAGUCCCUUCAACCCAAAUCUGUAUUUAUAAAGAAUCUUUCUCUGCAGUAGAUCUUGCGGAGUCAAUUUGCACUAUUACAUUUAAAAAUUGUUCUAGUUAAACCCUUUUGGCAGCUCAGUAGCAAAGCUGAAUGUUUUAAACAUGGUAGUACUGGAAAUUGUAUGACAGACUUUUACCUAGCACUUACUUCACAGUAUGUAUAAAUGUACAUAAGACAAUAAACUAGAGUAAGCAUGACCUGGGAAAAUGGUCAGACCUUGUAUUGUGUUUUUGGCCUUGGAAGUAGCAAGUGACCAGAAUCUGCCAUGGCAACAGGCUUUAAAAAGACCUUAUAAAGACACUGUCUGAACUGUGGUGUUAGCACCAGCCAGCUCUCUGUACAUUUGCUAGCUUGUAGUUUUCUAAGACUGAGUAAACUUCUUAUUUUUAGAAAGUGGAGGUCUGGUUUGUAAUUUUCCUUGUACUUAAUUGGGUAAAAGUCUUUUCCACAAACCACCAUCUAUUUUGUGAACUUUGUUAGUCAUCUUUUAUUUGGUAAAUUAUGAACUGGUGUAAAUUUGUACAGUUCAUGUAUAUUGAUUGUGGCAAAGUUGUACAGAUUUCUAUAUUUUGGAUGAGAAAUUUUUCUUCUCUCUAUAAUAAAUUGUUUCCUAUCUUGGCAUUUUAA
Sarcophilus harrisii (Tasmanian devil) is the source of this 1771-nucleotide messenger RNA. It is a transcript of the gene BTG1, whose product is annotated as BTG anti-proliferation factor 1. The coding region runs from base 300 to 815 and encodes 171 amino acids. Gene Ontology annotation, biological process: negative regulation of cell population proliferation; negative regulation of mitotic cell cycle. The record is from RefSeq and is a predicted model, not a curated record. Gene Ontology annotation, cellular component: cytoplasm; nucleus. The transcript is spliced from 2 exons. NCBI's taxonomy places the organism in Eukaryota, Metazoa, Chordata, Mammalia, Dasyuromorphia, Dasyuridae.